AUGAACUUCACAUUCUACUACUAUGACCCAUCGGCUGCUGCUGCGGCUAUCUUUCUGGUGUUAUUUGGGUUAAGCACCCUGUUGCAUUAUUAUCAACUCCUACGAACAAGAACAUGGUUCAUGAUUCCAUUUUUGAUUGGAGGAAUCCUUGAGACCAUUGGUUACGUCGGCCGCUUGCUAUCCUCACGCCAGUCACCCAAUUUCACCAAAGGCCCCUAUGUCAUUCAAAGCGCCUUGCUAUUGAUCGCACCUGCAUUCCUUGCGGCGAGCAUAUAUAUGACUCUCGGUCGGAUCAUCGCCAUGACAGAUAGCGAAAAGUGCUCGGUAAUCAAGCUUAGAUGGUUGACCAAGAUCUUCGUGACUGGAGAUGUUUUGUCUUUCUUGAUGCAAGCCUCAGGAGCGGGUCUCAUGGUUGCGAAUUCCAGCAGUCCCAGUACGGGCGAGCAUAUUAUCAUUGGCGGUCUCUUCGUGCAGAUCAUCUUCUUUGGCUUCUUCACAAUAACGGCGGUGGUGUGGCAGGCUCGCGUUGCCAAGACCCCAUCUACUCGCUCCCUCGAGCUGGAAAAUAUCUGGCCUAGGCAUAUGAAUGCCCUCUACAUUGCCAGUAUCCUCAUUCUUAUCCGGUCGGUGGUUCGUGUGGUCGAGUACAUCCAGGGUUAUAGUGGGUAUUUGAUGAAGCAUGAGGUUUUUAUCUACGUUUUUGACGCUCUGCUCAUGUUUUGUGUGAUGAUGGUUCUUCAGUACUCGCACCCGAGUGAAAUUAACUGCUUGCUGGGUCGUGGCAAAAGGUACUCGGAGAAGAUGGUCAGGACGCGCAAGUUUGUCCCUGGCUCGGCAUUUGAGCUUGGUGAAGGCCGGGUUUAG
Messenger RNA from Penicillium verhagenii, 864 nucleotides. RefSeq names its product RTA1 domain-containing protein. Gene Ontology annotation, cellular component: membrane. The record is from RefSeq and is a predicted model, not a curated record. The transcript is spliced from 3 exons. The coding region runs from base 1 to 864 and encodes 287 amino acids. NCBI's taxonomy places the organism in Eukaryota, Fungi, Ascomycota, Eurotiomycetes, Eurotiales, Aspergillaceae.